This is a messenger RNA of Ornithodoros turicata, 1713 nucleotides long. RefSeq lists its product as uncharacterized. Lineage: Eukaryota; Metazoa; Arthropoda; Arachnida; Ixodida; Argasidae. The record is from RefSeq and is a predicted model, not a curated record. The transcript has a single exon. Bases 1 to 1713 code for a protein of 570 amino acids.
AUGUUCGUUCGAGAAGAUGUGUCACGGCAGCUAGGGCUACCGGUACUGGAUGAAGUAACUGUGCGACUGAACACAUUUGGGGACCCAGAAACGUCAGUAAGUUCACACAGAAGAAGACUGGUUCAGGUGCGUUUGCGGAGCCAGUACGAUCAGAAAGAGCAUCUGAUUGAAGCCGUAGAAAUUCCUUUCAUCUGUAAGGACCUGGCAGACGCCACGGCAAAUGACAGCUUCGUGGACGCCAUCAGAAGGGAGGGCGGUUCCAUUGUCGACGAAAUGUUCUUCCCAGGAGCGAAAGCCGAAGCAGGAAUCUGUCUUUUGAUUGGAGCGGAUCUGAUGUGGGGGUUCCUAAAGUCCGAUGUGCGACGGUCAGGUGCGGACGACCGUACAGUUGCGGUGAACACGCAGUUGGGCUGGACGUUCCAAGGUCGCACCGCUGUCCUGUCGUCAGUCACCGGAGACGUCACGCUUACCUGCGCGUUACACGUGGAGGCAAGUACCGAGGAAAGGCCGUUUGAUCUCCGAAUGUUCUGGGAGCUGGAUGGUCUUGGGAUAACAGACGGCGCAAAUGACCAGCGCUCAGAGGACGAAGCAGUGUGGCUACAUUUCCAGGACACCAUCCAAAAGGAGGACGGCCGAUAUAAAGUGAGUUUGCCGUGGAAGACUGGCAGUGCCACGUUGAGGGACAACCGGGGAGUGGCUGAGCGUAGGCUGAGAAGCCUGAUGAAGAGACUUCGUUCGAACAAAACUCUUCUGCUGGAAUACGAUUGUGCGAUGAGGAAGUACCUCAACGACGGACAAGCAGAGGUAGUUACCGAAGCGGAGCAAGCACCAACAGAGCAUAUUUACUAUAUGCCACACCAGGCGGUUGUCCGGGACAAUUCAACGACAACGAUGCUGAGAGUUGUCUUUGAUGCUUCCUCGCAUGCCCCGGGGACCGCAUCUCUGAACGCGCAUCUCGAAAAGGGACCGAAGCUAAACACGGAACUACUGCCGCUGCUGCUGCGCUUUCGGACGGUCAAGGUCGCUCUGGUGGCGGACGUUGCCAAAGCGUUCCUCCAAAAUGUAGUCAGGGAAGAGGAUCGUGACACACUUCGUUUCCUGUGGUGUAACGAAACGCCGAAGGAAAAUGGUCAGUUGCACGACGUGGAAGUCUGGAGAAUGACCAGAGUACCGUUCGGUACAACCUCCAGUCCUUUCCUUUUGUCGGCGACAAUACGGUACCAUCUAAAGAAUGUGGAAGAGCACCUACAGGAAACGGCAGCGCAUCUUGCAAAUUCCUUUUAUGUGGAUGACCUAUUGACUGGCGCUUCAAGCGAGGAUGAAGCUGAACAACUGUACAAGGACGCGAAUACCGUCAUGGGGGCGGCUGGGAUGGAGUUAAGAAAGUGGGCAUCGAAUUCCCCGGUUCUCAAUCGCCUCUUCGCAGAUCACGAGCCACGCUUAGAAGAGCACCUCGCUGCGACCAUAGAAACAGGACUUUUGGGAUUACGGUGGAAUCGACACACUGACAGCAUCAAGCUCGCGGAAUGCAGCCCACCCAACACCACGUCGGCGGGCAACACGAAACGGUCAGUGCUACAGCUCUCAGCCUCGAUUUUCGACCCACUUGGUGUUGCCAGUCCAUUCACGAUACGGGCUCGCAUGCUCUUCCAGCGCAUCUGGCAGCAUGGUCUUCAUUGGGACGGCGAACUACCUGAAGAAAUAGAUGGGUAG